This is a messenger RNA of Schizosaccharomyces japonicus yFS275, 6580 nucleotides long. RefSeq names its product 1,3-beta-glucan synthase subunit Bgs3. The transcript has a single exon. Gene Ontology annotation, biological process: beta-glucan biosynthetic process; fungal-type cell wall biogenesis; (1->3)-beta-D-glucan biosynthetic process. Bases 644 to 6127 code for a protein of 1827 amino acids. The record is from RefSeq and is a predicted model, not a curated record. Gene Ontology annotation, cellular component: site of polarized growth; cell division site; cell tip. Lineage: Eukaryota; Fungi; Ascomycota; Schizosaccharomycetes; Schizosaccharomycetales; Schizosaccharomycetaceae. Gene Ontology annotation, molecular function: 1,3-beta-D-glucan synthase activity.
CUUUACCAGGGAUGCGUGCUCGAUGGCUCAUACUCAGACAGCCAACUACAGGCAACCUCGUUACUACACCACCCGAGACCUAUCCGUAGCGUAAACGCCUCGCCCUUGGCGCCUACGCAAACUCAUCUCACCUGCUCUCCGCCUAUCCCUCCCUACACCGUCCUUGUUGAGUUCAAUUGUUUUCAAGAGAUACUUAGACAGUAAAACCACUGUUUGUCGCUGUCACCGUUCUUUUUAAGCGACUUUGGGGGAGACGAUAACGUUGGACAGUCUUCGGUCUUGUGGUACGAAAACUGCGAGGGCUUAUCAUUCUUAUUUGCUAUUUCCCGUUGCGGAAUAAAAACGUGUGCCAUAAAAUACGCAGAAGUUGUAGGGCGAGAGCUGUCUUAAUUCCCUCAGUAACGGUCCUUUUUUCUCUUUAUUAAAACUCUGUGCCGGAGAUACAUAUUGAAAGUCGAUUUAUAACGAGUUUGGUACAGGUUACUUUAAUUCGCUUGUCUGUUGCCUGUCGUACAGGAAACAGCAUUCGUUAUCACACGACUGACUUGUUGAAGUCGUUUGAAAGCGUCAAAAACGGCGUAUAAACUUUCUACUCCCCACAGAAAUUCUUCUGAACCGUUUUACCCUUGGUUCUCACUAAAAAAUGGCCUAUAACGGCAGAGAACGAGAGUACGACGAUCAAAGCUAUCACUCUGGGCAAAAUUGGACGAGUGAGUUGACAGCAGUCGAAAGUCCUUUCGAAAAUGCUGAGACUUAUGAUCCUGAAGCGCAUCGUCGCGAGUCAGUGGAUCCUUUUGCCCAUGAUUAUGAUGAAUAUAACCGUAGCGACAACGAUGAGGACUUUGAUGAGCUUGAGGACGAUCUAAUGAACCCGGACGGCUACACGUCGCAAGAAGGUUUUACUUCGCAAGACUCCAACGUGUCUAACCGAAGCUAUGUCAUGUUUCCCCUCAACCGCGGCCAACCAUUGUCAAAGCGUUAUGAAUCUGUUGGCUUAGACGAGUUUGGACACGAGUACAUCGUGGAGGGAUCGAGUGUUGAUUCUUCGGACAGUGCUGGUCACUAUGAAGCGUUGUAUCCCUCGUGGACGGCUGAAACAAACGCGCCGGUGCUGACGCAAGACAUAGAAAGUAUCUUUAUCGAGUUCUCAUCAAAGUUCGGUUUCCAAUGGGAUAGCAUGCGCAACAUGUUCGAUUACUUCAUGGUUAUGUUGGACUCUCGUGCAUCGAGAAUGGCACCGAGGGAUGCUCUUGCAACCUUGCAUGCUGAUUACAUUGGUGGACCCAAUGCAAACUUUAAAAAGUGGUACUUUGCAGCUGGCAUGGACCGCCUCGACUUGACUUCCGGAUCACCUUCUUUCAUCAGUCAGGAUUCUUCCGGGGUUAUCGCGAAGGACGACCUCAAAUCCUACGAGAACUUAUGGUACAAUCGCAUGGAAGAGUUAACUGAUGUUGAGCGUGUUGAGCAGUUGUCAUUGUACAUGCUUUGCUGGGGUGAAGCAAACAACGUGAGAUUCAUGCCCGAAUGUCUUUGUUUCAUUUAUAAGUGCGCUUACGAUUAUUUCUUAUCUGCGGAGUACAAACAUAAGAAGGACAGUGCUCCUCAGGAUUUCUAUCUUGAUCACUGCAUUACACCUAUAUAUCAACUGCUUCAUGAUGAGCAGUUCGAAAUAGUCAAUGGCAAGUUUACUCGCCGGGAGCGUGACCAUGCUAAAAUUAUUGGUUACGACGAUGUCAACCAAACGUUUUGGUACAUGCGCGGUAUUCGAGGGAUAAAGCUUUUUGAUGGAACUUGUUUGAUCGACGCACCGGCUCCGGCGCGUUUCCACAUGCUGUAUAGAGUUGACUGGCGGCAGUCUGUCCAUAAGUCAUUCCGUGAAAUUCGGAGUCUCACUCACUUCAUUGUUAACUUUACUCGCAUUUGGGUUUUGCAUCUCUCUAUCUUUUGGUAUUUCAUUGCUUAUAAUUCCCCGACUAUGUACACGAAGAAUUAUCAUCAUUUGCUUUAUACUCAGCCUGCCCCUGCUGCCCGGUGGACAGCUUGUGGUAUUGCCGGAGCGGUUGCUUCAUUCAUUGUGUUCGUAUCCCUUCUUUUGGAAUCGGUGUUUGUUCCGAGAACAGCUCCGGGUACUCAAAGUGUUUUCCCUCGUCUUUUGUUCAUGCUUAUUUUAAUGGCAGUGAACAUUGCACCGGCUGUAUACAUUCUUGGUUACUGUAAUUUGACAGAACAGUAUGAGAGCACUGCGAAGUCUAUAUCCCAUGCUCACUUUUGGUUUUCAAUUGUGUGUGUUUUGUACUUAUCAUUCGUCCCGCAAUCCUCUUUGCUGGGUUCACGCUACUGGAAAAGCUCGAGAAAGUAUCUCGCACACAAGUACUUCACUGCAAGCUAUGUAAAGCUUCCCUUUCACAGAUGGUGUAUCUCUGCAGCCCUUUGGACUAUUGUCUUCGGUGCGAAGUUUGUGGAAUCUUACUUCUUCUUAACACUUUCAGCGAAGGAUCCAAUUCGUUUCUUGCACACCAUGAAGCCAUACUAUUGUUAUGAUUACAUUAUUGGUGAUGCUUUGUGUAAGCAUCAGCCAAGAUUCAUUCUUGCUCUUGUAUAUAUUACUGAAUUAGUUCUGUUCUUCUUGGAUUCCUAUCUUUGGUACAUGUUGGUAUGCACUAUGUUUAGUAUUGCAUAUUCAUUCUAUCUUGGUAUCACCAUUUGGACGCCUUGGAGUUACCUCUUUAGUAACAUUCCUAGACGAAUGUAUAACAAAAUUUUGGCUACGGAUCACCUUCCUGAGUUCUAUAAACCAAAGAUCUAUAUUGCUCAAUUGUGGAACAGCAUUAUCAUUUCUAUGUACCGAGAGCAUCUCUUAACCAUGGAGCAUCUUAAGAAGUUGCUUUUCCAGCCCGUUGACAGCGAGCAGAGCGGAAAGCGUACUUUUAAGACUCCAUCAUUCUUUUUUCAAUACACGGACAGGGCAGCAGCAAAAAUGGAUUAUUUCCCUAAGAAUUCUGAGGCAGAGAGAAGAAUUUCCUUUUUUGCCCAGUCUCUAAGUUGUCGUAUGCCCGCAACAACUUCUGUUGCGGAGAUGCCAACUUUCACAGUUCUCAUUCCCCAUUAUGGUGAGAAAAUUCUUCUUAGUUUACGUGAAAUCAUUCGUGAACAAGAUCCCAUGUCUCGUAUUACGCUACUGGAAUAUCUUAAGCAAUUGUAUCCCAAUGAGUGGGAGUACUUUGUGCGUGAUACCAAGCUGCUGGCAGGUGAAAUGGAUGCAGAUGAAGCUACAACUCUCAAAACUGAGAAGGGUAAGAAGGGUGGUGUAACGGAAAAGGUUACCGACCUUCCGUUCUACUGCAUCGGUUUCAAAUCAAAUGCGCCAGAGUACACACUUAGAACUCGUAUUUGGGCAUCUUUAAGAAGUCAAACUCUGUAUCGUACCGCUAGUGGUAUGAUGAAUUAUACCCGUGCCCUGAAAUUGCUUUAUCGUGUCGAGAACCCCCAAUUAUCGGAGGAGUGCAAUGGUGACCCCGAUAAAGUUGAUUACAAGAUUGAGCAAAUGGCUUUCCGAAAAUUUAGACUUUGUAUUUCUAUGCAAAGAUAUGCAAAGUUCAACCAGGAGGAAAAUGAAAAUGCCGAAUUUAUGUUGCGUGCUCAUCCUGAACUUCAAAUUGCGUAUUUGGAUUCUGAUCCCGUAACAUCACCGGAUGAAGAACCGCGUUUGUAUGCUACGUUGAUCAAUGGUUUCUGUCCAUUUAAAGACGGACGUCGGUUACCCAAGUACCGUAUUCGGCUUUCCGGCAAUCCUAUUUUGGGUGAUGGUAAAGCAGACAACCAGAACAUGUCUUUGCCUUUCAUUCGUGGUGAGUAUCUUCAACUUAUUGAUGCCAAUCAGGACAACUAUAUCGAGGAAUGCUUGAAGAUUCGGAGCAUGCUUGCUGAAUUCGAAGAGAUGGAACCUCCUGCGUGCAGUCCUUAUUCCCCGGAGUUAAUGAGAAAACAUCCAGUUGCUAUGCUUGGAUCUCGUGAGUAUAUUUUCUCGGAGAACAGUGGUAUUUUGGGUGAUGUUGCUGCCGGUAAGGAGCAAACAUUCGGUACGCUGUUUUCGAGAGCUCUUGCAUUAAUUGGUGGUAAAUUGCAUUAUGGUCAUCCAGAUAUUCUGAACACGAUUUUCAUGACAACUCGAGGUGGUGUCUCAAAGGCACAAAAGGGUUUGCAUGUCAAUGAGGAUAUUUACGCUGGUAUGACGGUUUUGCAACGUGGUGGCCAGAUCAAGCAUUGUGAAUACUUCCAAUGUGGUAAGGGUCGUGAUUUGGGUUUCGGCACUAUUUUGAACUUCACGACUAAGAUUGGAACGGGUAUGGGAGAACAGACCUUGUCGCGUGAGUACUUUAAUCUUGGUACGCAACUUCCUCUUCACCGCUUGCUCGCCUUUUUCUAUGCACAUGCUGGUUUCCAUUUGAAUAAUGUCUUCAUCAUGGUCUCUAUUCAGCUUAUUAUGUUGGUUAUCCUUAACCUUGGUGCAAUGUAUAAGGUCGUCACGGUUUGUCAUUACACGACUUCGGAUGCGAUUAACGCGGCGUUCCGUCCAUCUGGCUGCUACCAAUUGAAGCCGUUGCUUGAUUGGCUUCGACGCUGUAUUAUUUCAAUUUUCAUUGUAUUCUUCGUCGCGUUCCUUCCUCUUAUUACUCAUGAUUUGGUCGAUAAGGGAGCACCCCGUGCCAUCAAGCGUUUGACCAAGCAAAUCUGCUCACUGUCCCCCAUGUUUGAGGUGUUUGUCACUCAAAUUUAUGCUCAGUCUAUCAUCACAAACUUUUCUUAUGGUGGUGCUAGAUAUAUUGCAACUGGUCGUGGUUUCGCUACAACGCGUGUUCCGUUCUCGACAUUGUAUUCCAGAUUUGCGGCUCCUUCCAUUUAUGUUGGUACGAGAAUGUUGUUAAUGCUUCUUUUUGGUACUUUGACAGUUUGGACCGCACAUUAUAUCUAUUUCUGGAUUACAUUGUACGCGCUCUGUGUGUCACCUUUCAUUUACAAUCCUCACCAAUUCGCCUGGACUGACUUCUUUGUUGAUUAUCGUGAAUUUAUGCGUUGGCUUACUCGGGGUAACACGAAGUCUCACAGCAACUCGUGGAUUGCUUUCUGUCAACUCACACGUACGCGAAUUACUGGUUUCCGGCGUCAAAUCAAAGGUCGUCCCUCCAACAAGAUUAGUAUGGACUCGCCACGUGCUAAGGUCUCUAACUUGUUCGUCAACGAGCUCUUCCUUCCAGCUUGUGCCGUAUUCUUUACGUUGGCCCCCUAUGUUUUCAUGAACUCUCAACCUGGAAACCCUGAUCCCGAGAAGUCUGUCAAUUCGUUUAUUCGUAUUUUUAUCAUGUCGGGUAUUCCUGUUGCUGCUAGUGCUGCGUCAGCAAUUAUCUUUUCCACUUUAUCUCUCUGUUGUGGUCCCCUCUUUAGAAAACGUAUGAGAAGUUACGGUAGUUUGAUGGCUGCUUUUGCCCAUGCCGUAUCCAUCGUUGCGCUGUUCUUCACGUUUGAGGCUUUAUGGUUUUUGGAGGCCUGGUCGUUUUCUAAAACGGUUCUGGGUUGUAUUGUUAUCAUGACUAUUGAGCGUUUCUUCUUUAAGGUCGUAACUAUUUUUAUGCUUACUCGUGAUCAGGGUGAUGACAAUGCGAAUCUGUCCUGGUGGAACGGUGACUGGUUUGAACAAAACUCUGCUCAUGUUUCCUUCGUGAGAGUGGUUCGUGAGUUUGUUUGCAAAACAACCGAGCUGAAUCUUUUCUCCACGGAUUUUGUUUUGGGUCAUAUGAUCUUGUUUUCUCUUAUUCCGCUUUUGCUCGUUCCUUACAUAGACGUUUUUCAUUCCAUGCUUUUGUUUUGGUUGCAACCUAAGCGCCAAAUUCGUGCGCCUAUCUACACGAUGAAGCAGAAUCGUCUUCGUCGUUUGAUUUUCUUCCGGUAUUCAUUUGUCUUCCUCUUGAUAUUGGCCUUCUUCGUUGCAGCCAUUAUCGUCCCCUUCAUUCUUGACAACCAGUUGUCCUAUUCGUUUACGCUCGAUAAGUCUAAAGGCUUCGGUCGUCUUAUGCAGCCUUCCGAUCAAGACUGGUCAGCGUACAUUGGAAACAAAAACACAUCUGCAUAGACGGUAAUUGGAGUAUAAUCGAGUUUGGUGCUCUUUGUGUUUAUUUUUUGUCACUGACUCAAGUUCAUAACCCUCCGAUUUUGAAAUCUAACUUAUUUAUAGAUUCGCAAAUACCUCACAUUCCUUAAAACCGUUGCGAACAAUCAAUUUCCCCAUUCUCUAUUAAACAUACACUGUAAUAUUUUACAUCUAACAAUAUGCUUUUGGUUUACGGCUAUCGAUUCGGACCAAUGUCUUGUGUGUAAACCUGGCCGUCAACAACGUUGCGAGUUGAUGAUGCCGCUGUCUCACAGGAUGAUCGUAUUGAGAUCGCUUGUGUCUCUUCAACGAGGUGACAAGCAAUCUCGAAUAGACAUUGGUCAUUGGGUCCACUACAUAAUUCAUUUUCGCACCUCGAGGCACUCUAACAACUGCUACCAUCAGUAAAUGGCGUUACAAUUUAAGGAUAACGAA